UCUCUUCCCGCAUUCCUUCUCUUCUCCCUCGUUUUUUCCCUCUUCUUCGCGGCCAUGGGCGUCGGUGGCCGAUUCUGGGACCUCCUCAAGCCCUACGCCCGCACUGAAGGCCCUGACUUCCUCCGUGAGAAGCGCGUCGCCGUCGACCUCUCCUUCUGGAUCGUCCAGCACGACACUGCCAUCCGCGCGCGCCGCCCCUUUGCUCGCUCCCCCCAUAUCCGGACCACCUUCUUCCGCACCAUCGGCCUUUUCUCCAAGAUGGGGGCGCACCCUGUGUUUGUUGUGGACGGGGAGCCUUCCCCGUUGAAGACGCAGUCAAGGAUGGAGCGAUUCUUUCGUUGUUCGGGGAUAGAGCUGGCGGAGCUGCCCAAGAAUGAGCCGGGCUCGCCGGUGAAGCAACGGAACCAGCAUUUUGCCAAGUGCAUCAGUGACUGCGUGGAACUACUUGAGCUCCUAGGGAUGCCAAUUUUAAGAGCAAAUGGUGAAGCUGAAGCUCUUUGUGCUCAACUGAAUUAUGAAGGUCACGUAGAUGCUUGCAUCACUGCUGACAGUGAUGCUUUCCUCUUUGGGGCCAAAUGUGUCAUAAAAUGCUUUCGAUCCAACUCCAGUGAUCCAUAUGAGUGCUACAAUAUAUCAGACGUUGAAGCUGGUCUGGGGUUAAGGAGGAAACAAUUGGUGGCUAUUGCACUUCUGGUUGGUAACGAUCAUGAUUUGAAAGGUGUGCCAGGGUUUGGGGUUGAUACAGCUGUUCGAUUUGUUCAGAUGUUUAAUGAGGAUGAGAUUUUGGAUAGAUUACACGAAGUUGGCAAAGGAGUUAUUCCCGUAGUUGCAGGCAGUGUUAGUUCUGCUAUACAUCUUGAUGAACCCAAUGUAAAUAAUGCUUUAUCAAAAGCUAGAUCUCCGCAUUGUUCACAAUGUGGCCACCCAGGCAGCAAGAAAGCUCACUCAACAUCUUCUUGUGAACAUUGCAUCAAUAAUGGGUUUGAAAGCUGCAUGGUAAAGCCAGCAGGUUUCAAAUGUGAAUGUUCCUCGUGCGAAAAGGAUCGCAAAAGUAAGGAGCGGAGGAAAUAUGAGAACUGGCAAAUCAAAGUUUGCAAAAUGAUUUCUGCAGAAAAUAAUUUCCCCAACAAUGAGAUUAUUUCAAUAUAUUUAAGAAAUUCAAAUGGAAGUUAUGAUGAUGGCCCUUCUCUCAGAUGGGACUACCCUAAAGUUGAACAUCUGGUUGACUUUUUAACAUACAACAUGCAAUGGGAACCAUCUUAUAUACGCCAGAGAUUACUUCCAAUGCUGUCAACUAUUUAUUUGAGAGAAAUGGCCUCUGCUCAGAACAGAGACAUGCUUUUAUAUGAUCAAUAUGAGUUUCAUUCUAUUCAGCGAGUGAAAAUUAGAUAUGGUCACCGAUAUUACUUGGUCAAAUGGAAGAGAACUACUGAUAGUGUUGGAUAUGUUAACUAUGGAACUCAAAGUGAACAUACCGAGUUUGAGCCGGAGGCUUUGGGAGCAACUGAGUCAACCGAUCUCUCAGAUGAAACAGAUGUUCCACAUAUUCUCAUUGAUGAUGGAUGCUGGUUUCUGUUAACUGAUGAAAAUAUUGAGCUUGUGAAAGCUGCAUUUCCGGACAAAGUAGACAAGUUUACACAAGAAAAGAAAUUGAAGGGAUCACCAAGUAAACAGAGAAAAACCAAUUCAAGAUCCGGCAAAAGCAAAACCGGUGCAGGUGAUGAAUCUCCCAAAUCCACUCAUGUUCAGCUUAGCAUCACCGAGUUUUAUCGCUCGACAAAAGUUACUUUUCAACCAAAGCCAGCCGAAGAAGAUCCAGUGCAGAACUCUCAAAAUGCAGGGCCUGUAAGAGAGCGCAGGAAGAUUUCUGCUGCUGGUUUAGAUAAUACCACAUCCAAGUCUGCUAAACGACGUCUCACGUUUGGCUGAUUUCUAACCAUCUGUUUUGGUGAAUGUAAAUUAUGAAGAAAAAUUGUGUAAAUUUUGUGGUAUAACUAAUUAAUUAAUUUUGUCAUGGUUUAUUAUGUAAAAAAAAAAAAGUAGGCAUCCAGCCCACAUUUGAGAAUCUCUAGCUUAUUAAUAAUUAUUUUUCUCCAGUAAGAUAUAAAUGUAUCAUUCAUGAUUCAUUGCAUUACAUGCCCUCAUGCGCUUACAAGACCAAAA
This is a messenger RNA of Dioscorea cayenensis subsp. rotundata (Guinea yam), 2163 nucleotides long. RefSeq names its product flap endonuclease GEN-like 1. Bases 55 to 1929 code for a protein of 624 amino acids. The record is from RefSeq and is a predicted model, not a curated record. NCBI's taxonomy places the organism in Eukaryota, Viridiplantae, Streptophyta, Magnoliopsida, Dioscoreales, Dioscoreaceae. The transcript is spliced from 8 exons. Gene Ontology annotation, biological process: pollen development. Gene Ontology annotation, molecular function: 5'-flap endonuclease activity.